GGGGCUUCCUGCCGCGCGCGGCCACGCCCCCUGGGCUCCCUGCGCUGGCCAUGGCGGCGCUGGUCUGGGGACGCUGCUUCCCUCGGGCGUGGCUCUGCAGGCGGGCCGGGCCGGGCUGCGGCCGGCACUACCGCGCCGCGCUCUGCGCCGAGUUGCAGCAGCCCCUGACCAUUGAGGAGGUCGCCCCCCGCCCUGUCGGGCCUCACGAGGUCAGAGUUGAUGUUCAUUUCUGUGGAGUUAACUUUGCUGAUAUUUUGGUGUGCCGUGGUCAGUAUCAGAAAAGGCCCCAACUUCCCUUCACACCUGGCAUGGAGUUUUCUGGGACAGUAUUGGAGACAGGCACAGAUGUCAGCACAGUGAAAGAGGGAGAUCGAGUUCUUGGCGUGAGUGGCUCCCAUGGCAUGGCUGAAGAAUGCAUCACUGACCAGAAGGCACUGUGGCAGAUUCCAGAAAAGAUCCCUCUCCAAGAAGCUGCCGUCCUGCCCGUAUCUUAUGGCACUGCUAUUUUGGCCCUGGAACAUCGGGCCCAUACCCAGCCUGGAGAAACUGUUUUAGUGACGGCAGCAGCUGGAGCCACAGGCCUUGCAGUGAUAGACGUGGCCACAAAUGUUCUUCAGGCCAAGGUAAUAGCUGCAGCUGGAAGUGAUGAGAAGUGCAAGCUGGCUGUGCAGAGGGGCGCGCAGUCCAGCGUGAACUACAGUCAGAAUAGCUUGAAGGAGGCAGUGAGGAAACUGGUGGGCAGUGGCGGGGUGAACGUGGUCAUCGACACCGUGGGAGGAGAUAUCUUCCUAGAGGCUCUAGGCAGCCUGGCAUGGGAGGGCAGGAUUGUGGUGGUAGGUUUUGCUGGAGGAACCAUUGCUUCUGUGCCUACUAACCUCCUGCUCCUGAAGAAUGUCUCUGCUGUGGGACUGUACUUUGGCCAAUACCAGGUCCAGAACUUUCCCAUCUUCUCCAGGAGCCUGUCCUCAGCUCUUCAGUACUGCCAGCAAGGGCGCAUCCAGCCACACGUUGGAGCAGUUUUUAAGCUGGAGGAGGUCAAUGAUGCCUUCCUUCAUGUGAUGCAGCGGAAAUCCACGGGCAAGGUGCUUCUCUCCCUUAAGUAAAUCCUCACUUCAGCAGCAGACUCGUCAUCUUUCCAAAAAACUUGAUUUCCCUCCUGUUUGUCUGAAAGUGUUACCACCUUCCUUAUUAAUCCAGGUUCAGAAUCUUUUUAGAGUCACCUUUGAUUCUGUUUUCUUACUCCUCAUAAUUAGUGUGAUGAUAACCUUUAUUGCCCGAACUUGGACCCAUCUGAGAGUGAAAGGAUGCUGUUAGUAAUUACACCAGGAAAAUAGGUGUCCCAGGCAAGACAGGAUGUAUGGUCACCCUAUUUGAAUUUCAUCUCCACAUCUUCUUUUCCAUUCUGACUGUGUCUCAUCUGCUAACUCCAGUGACCUCCUAACUGACUUUCCUACCUUUAAACAACCUCCACCUCCUUCAUCCUUGGUGUACAUUAUGGCUGUGGUGACCUCAAAGGAUAAGUGUGAUUAUGUCUCUCUCAGAAAACCUGCAAUGGCUCACCAUUGUCCACACGGUAGAGUUGAGACUGUCUGAGCUGGCAGUUUGUCAUGACCUUGAUUUUGCCCUUCUGUUUUCCAUCCUUGAGUCCCACUGGUCCCUCGGUGCGCACAUUCAUCUCCCACCUCCCCAAUGCGGCUCUGCUCAGGUGGUUUCCUCUACUCCCUUAUCUCCAGCAUAAGCCUUCCUGGCCUCCAAGACACGCCUCGGCCAUGAUCCUUUACCCCCAGCAAGGCUGUCAUCUCUUCUACCUUCCAGUAGCUUCUCCCCCAGAAUUUGUCACAUUUGCCUUGCUCCAAAGGGAGCAGCAUGUCUUCUGGGAUGAACACAGGAUUCUGAAUCCAAGAUGUGGGUUUGAAUCCCAGUCUCAGGACUUUGAAGGUGGUUACAUAAGGUCUCUGAGCCUGCAUUUUUUCACUGUAAAGUGAAUAUUACCAUAUCUACCUCGCAGUUGGUUGACAGCAAUACAUGCAGUGAUUGGGCAAAUCCCCCCAUGUGGUAAGCGAUUAGCAAAUGCUAGUUACUUUUACACUCUCUCCUUUCCUAAUGCAGCGUAAGUUCCUUGAUAGCAGGUACCAUGACUGAUCCACUUUUGUACUUCCCACAGUACCUAGCACAAUGAGUCACCCUUGGUAAAUGCUCAAUUAAUUGAAUUAAAUUUGAAUUAUCUGCAAGUCUUAAAUUGUGGGAUUAAGUUAAUAUGUUUCCUUGGCACAAUAUAAGUAGGUCACAGGGAAGGCAGUACAGCACAGAGAA
This is a messenger RNA of Manis javanica (Malayan pangolin), 2313 nucleotides long. Its product is annotated as quinone oxidoreductase-like protein 2. Gene Ontology annotation, cellular component: mitochondrion. Gene Ontology annotation, molecular function: oxidoreductase activity. Lineage: Eukaryota; Metazoa; Chordata; Mammalia; Pholidota; Manidae. The record is from RefSeq and is a predicted model, not a curated record.